Parathielavia appendiculata is the source of this 2255-nucleotide messenger RNA. Its product is annotated as apses-domain-containing protein. The transcript has 3 exons. NCBI's taxonomy places the organism in Eukaryota, Fungi, Ascomycota, Sordariomycetes, Sordariales, Chaetomiaceae. The record is from RefSeq and is a predicted model, not a curated record. The coding region runs from base 286 to 2148 and encodes 620 amino acids. Gene Ontology annotation, molecular function: sequence-specific DNA binding; DNA-binding transcription factor activity. Gene Ontology annotation, biological process: positive regulation of transcription by RNA polymerase II. Gene Ontology annotation, cellular component: nucleus.
UACUACCACGCAGACCUCACGCGUCCCUCGUCUGCUAGCGAAAGAUUGCCACCGUUGGCUUUCCCGCACGCUUCCCAGUCAUACUCCUCGAGCAGCGCGUCCCCCCGGGUUGGCUCCAUAUCAUCAACUUCGAGCUCCAACCUCGGUUCCCUGUCGUCGUUCACGUCGGCCGCGUCUUCGAACGGGCCCAAGACCCCAGGUCCUCUUUCACCCACGCUCGUUAACUGUCCUGCUAUCCCGGGGCCGCAUGAUCAGGCACCAUCCGGAUACAAUCAUUACCCUGCCAUGAACUCGACAGCAACUGAGAUGUAUUACCCGUCGCAUAUGUCAGCCGGCCAGGCCCCGCCGCCGCAGACAGUCACAUCCGCCUACACGCACCAGCAGCCUCAUCCGCACUCUCAGCCGCCUCAAUUGCAACCCGUUCCCGGUCAUUACCCUCCGCCGCAGUAUGGCACCCAGUACGGCUAUGCCAAUGCGAUGACUUCGGCAGCGGGACCACCCUCAGUUUCCAACCAAUUGAGCGCGCCGCAACCCGUCCUGCCACUCCCGGGCAUUAGUCAAUCUGGAAUGAGCCAGGCGGCGUACUCGAACACCUUCGACACGACCGGCCAGGUUGCGCCAGUGGGCAUGAAGCCCCGCGUCACAGCCACUUUGUGGGAGGAUGAAGGGAGCCUUUGCUUCCAAGUCGAGGCCAGGGGCAUUUGCGUUGCGCGCAGAGAAGACAACCACAUGAUCAACGGCACCAAGCUGUUGAACGUUGCUGGAAUGACGCGCGGCCGGCGCGAUGGCAUUCUCAAGAGCGAAAAGGUCCGCCAUGUCGUCAAGAUUGGCCCGAUGCAUCUGAAAGGAGUCUGGAUUCCAUUCGAGAGAGCCCUGGAUUUUGCCAACAAGGAAAAGAUCACCGAGCUCCUUUAUCCGCUGUUUGUGCACAACAUUGGUGCACUGCUCUGCCACCCUACCAACUCAGCUCGGACGAGCCAAGUCAUGGCGGCAGCGCAAAGAAGGCCUGGUCAGAAUCCUCCGGGACUGCCCUCUCUGCACCAGCCUCACCCGCCGUUGGCCUUGCCGGGGCCUCAGAGCCAGCUCUCCUCGCAACCUGCGCCAAUGGGCCGUCCGUCGAUGGAUCGAGGUCACUCGUUCCCUACUCCGCCAGCCUCGGCCGUUAUGAGCGGUAUGAGCAAUUCGGAUGGCUACCCCUGGAAUCAGCAAGGCAUGGGCAACGGCCAGCAGUCGAGCCACAUCUCGAUUGACACGAGCCUCGGCAACAACAACCGAUCCCUGCCCAACACGCCAGCAACAACCCCACCUGGUUCUUCCAUCCAGAGCAUGCAGUCUUAUCCUCCGGUGAGCCAGCCAUACGACAACUCUCGCCCAAUCUAUCAGCAGUCGGGAGCUCCGCCGCCGACGUAUCCGCCUCCGGGCUCGAGUGCUCAGGAGAGGCCGAUGUAUGGGCACGCCACAUACGUAAAGAGCGAGAUGGGUCCUCCAUCAGCUCGGGCGGGGGUCCCUAACGGCGAACAGGGCGAGUCGAAGCCUGUUAAUGGCAUGAUGCAUAACGGACAGGGUGAGGUGGUGCCCGCGACGGGCGCUGAAGAGGAGGCGGAUCACGAUCAUGAUCCUGAAUACACGCACAACAGCGGUGGGUACGACACGAACCGGAGCUCAUACAACUACAGCGCCCCCGCCGUGGCCUCGCUCCAGAACGACCACUCUCAUCUGUCGCCCGAGAUGUCUGGAUCUCCUCACCAGGCGGGGUCAGGACGGGCCACGCCUAGGACCGCCGCCGCUCCGCAGUCGUACUAUGCGUCGCAGGGAUACAGCAGCCCGCCGCGCGUCGGGCAGGCCUCGAGCAACUUGUACAGCGUCAUGAGCAAUGAGCGGGCUUCUACGAACGGCGCAUCCUCCAACGAUGUGUACGGCAACCAAGGCGACAUGGGGGCUCCCAUGCAAAACGGGUAUUCUACCCAGCCACCACCCAUCUUGAAUGGCGGGACUUCAAUGAAACGUAGCAGAGACGACGACGACGACCGUUCAGACCUGAAGCGGCGCAAGGGCAUGCUCGACGGGCCCGGCUCGAUGCCCUCACCGACCUUUAACAGCCAGAUGGCGCAGUCGACGGCCGCGGUGGCCUCGCAACGCCGUCGAUAGAAGAGACGGCGCAGCGUCUUGGACGCCGUGAGCUUUGCGAUGAAGCUUCGAUGCGCCCCUAUGAACCGAGCCGAAGCUGCGAAUGAGGCUCUUUAUUGUAUUCGUUC